GUGUACAAAUCUGAUUAUGAUUCACAGCAAAUCAGGAAUUACACUAUAAUUAGAUCAAUUGAUACCAUCAUAGACCAUUCAUCAUAGAUAGAUAGAUAUCUACAUCAUAAGUAGGGUCAAUAGAAGUAAGAGACUCUAUUCAAGAUCAUCAUAUUGAGAUACCAUUAACGGAAGUAGGAAAGAUCAGAGAAGGCAAAUAAAGGACAAGGACACAAACACAGCCAAGAAUAGCAUAGAGCCAAAGGAGGAAUAAACUUGGAUAUAAUCUAAUAGAAUGAGUGGACGAAGUACAAUGCCAGGAUCAUAUCCUAUACAGGCGACAUCAACCAAUUCAUCAAGUCGAUCGUAUGUUAAUCCAAUAGCUAGCAAUAUCCUAGAUCAAGAAUUAGCUACUAGUUUUGAAGGUAAACAUACCAUAAAUCUUAAGAAUAAACAUCAACAGCAUAUUGUCAUUCAAUUAGAAACAUUAGUGUAUAUACUAGUUGGAUAUCAAUUCAUCAAAUAUUGUCAUUCAGCAUGUAUUAUGCCUAUAAUAUUACAUAUCUCAGUACAACGGAUUUUAGGAUGUGAAGUUAUAACAUCAAACACCGCCAGUGGAAGAUUAAGUGGAAUACCAGGGAUAUUAAUCUUACGAAAUGAUGAUGAUAUUGAACCCACUUUAAGAGAACAAAUUAAACAAUUGGUAUUAACCAAAGCUUGUUUCACCAUAUAUUGGAAAACUAUAUUCACGAUAUUUUAUCAUACUAUAUUUAUCACAUCAUGGGUAAUGUCAAUUAAUAAUCAUGGACAUUUGAAACUGUUAGAACAUGGGACUUGGUGGGUUAUAUCGUUCAUUGGAGAAGAAACUCCGACUGAUAUCUUACCAUCUACAAAUUAUUGGUUAAAGUUAUAUAAAUUAGGAUUACCAGGUUUAAUCAUCACUGAUUUAUUAAUCUUAUUCAUUCAAUUAAUACUAUACCAAUGUAUUUAUAAACAAUCAACUUAUUUAAAUAAUGAUAGAAGUGUCAAUGAACAAGAAGUUUACUUACUUCGAACUAUUGGAGAAUCAUCAUCUAAAAUUGAUGAAAGUAUAGAUACUUUACAAGCGGUACCAUUAGUGUUAAAAGUAAAGCUUUAUGAAUGUUUUUCAUCAGAAGCAUAUUUACCAGAGGUGGAAGAUUAGCUAGAACUUAGUAAUCAUUUUUAAUAAAUAAAAUUUAAUAGGUGUAAAAUGUG
Molecule: messenger RNA, 1215 nt
Organism: Scheffersomyces coipomensis
Lineage: Eukaryota; Fungi; Ascomycota; Pichiomycetes; Serinales; Debaryomycetaceae
Exons: 1
Coding region: 275-1162 (295 amino acids)
Source: RefSeq, a predicted model, not a curated record